Molecule: messenger RNA, 315 nt
Organism: Klebsormidium nitens
Lineage: Eukaryota; Viridiplantae; Streptophyta; Klebsormidiophyceae; Klebsormidiales; Klebsormidiaceae
Source: the annotation of a GenBank genome assembly
AUGUUGGAGGCCUUGGACGCUAAUGGGGAGGGUGGGGAGAACCGGCUCAACAAGACGGAGCUCUUCACCAUUUACUAUCCCAAUCUACUAGUCCUGCCGGACCGCAAGGACCAGGACCUCAUCUUCGGGGAUUGGGCAAAGGGUCGACAACUUCGGGACUGGAUGCGGCGCAUUCCGCUGUUGAAGGAUCUUCCGGUCGCGUUGGCGGCUUACUUCAUGGACGAUGAGGACAUGCCGACUGCACGGAGGAGGGGGUUAAACAUGAUGGAAUAUCUGUCCGGCAAAAUAAGCGAGCGGGUAAGCCACAACAGCUAA